Molecule: messenger RNA, 1384 nt
Organism: Ostrinia furnacalis (Asian corn borer)
Lineage: Eukaryota; Metazoa; Arthropoda; Insecta; Lepidoptera; Crambidae
Product: spidroin-1
Exons: 3
Coding region: 140-1363 (407 amino acids)
Source: RefSeq, a predicted model, not a curated record
ACGGGCCCCAGACGGCGAAAACUAUCACGGAGACCUAAAUACGAGGACCGCUACGUUCCACCGAAUUUAACUUCACUAUAAAUAAUGGUUGCAGCACCGAAAUGACAUCAGUCGCACUACGCCGGUAAACAAUUUAACGAUGUUGACUACGUUGUCCAAGUUCGCGAUUCUGUGUGUGGCUUCGGCCCAGCUGUUCCAUAAAGUCGAGUUGUCUGACAACAAGACGCCGUACGACUAUGUGAAGGAGCGCCUGGACGCUAUCGGGACCGAUGCGAGGUCGGGAGUGCCGCUUUCCAAUUCGUACGAAGUUGAAGAAAGUGAGGAUUACCCUGAGCAACUCCAAGGAGCCGCUUCUACGAUUCUGAAUACGGGCGUCGGUGUUGGUGGUGUAGGUGGUGUUGGCGUCGGAGGUCUUGGUUUAGGCCAAGGAAUAGGCAUCGGUGGACUCGGUGGCUUAGGGCUUGGAGGGAUUGGACUCGGGCAAGGACUGGGCCAACUCGGAAUAGGCGCGGUUAAUGGACUUGGCGUUGGCGGCGGUAUUGGUGGUGUUGGUGCUGGAGGAGUCGGCGUUGGUGGUGUCGCAAACGGCGCUUUGAUCCACCCUGGAAUCGGUGGCUUGGGAGUCGGCGGAAUCGGCUUAGGAAACGGUCUUCUAUACCAUCCUAUACUCGGUGCCCAAGUUGGCGGAGGAUACGUCGACAAAAAGGCGUACGAUGCUGCUCAAAAGAAAGGCGCCGAUGAAAACAUUGAGAAGCUAGAAAAGAAAGCUGAGGAAGAGUCUAAACAUGGCCAAGAGGGUUUCCAACAGGCUGCCGCUGCUGCUAAGGCUGAAAAGGGAGAAUCCAGUUUCUACAAAGACGAAGAGGCUAAAAAGAAAGCUGCCGGUGACGAGAAAUUCUAUGAGGGCGGCCAGAAAUUCGAUAAACAUGGUGCCAAUGAGGAACAGCUGAAAAAAGCGAAGAGCCACAAAAAGGGUCAUGUGAGCAAAGGAUUCAAGACAUCCAGCAGUAAGAACGAAGAGGAAAAAACGGAGAGCUUCUACGAUGAAGCCCAUGACGAGGCUGACCACCGCGUCGCCGGCCAGAACGCCCAGAACUUCGGCGAGAACGCUCAGCAAGGCUUCAAGGGAGCUGCCGAAGAGAAGAUCCUGGAUGCAAACGCCCAGGGCAAGGAAGGACAUCACGUGUCAGAACAGAAGAUUGACGAUGCCAAGGCCAAUAAGGGCGAAUACCUCCAGAAGGGCUACAAAGGUGGUGCAGAACUUUUGGAAAAGUUCAACAACCUUGGGGCUCAUGCAGUGCACGGCCACCAGGAAGCCAGUGGAGGCUACCAGCAGAACAAGGGAAUCCUGCCCAUCCACUGACCAGUGACCAGCUCGAGAUAA